Messenger RNA from Brassica rapa (field mustard), 1873 nucleotides. RefSeq names its product anthocyanidin reductase. Lineage: Eukaryota; Viridiplantae; Streptophyta; Magnoliopsida; Brassicales; Brassicaceae. Gene Ontology annotation, molecular function: anthocyanidin reductase activity; oxidoreductase activity, acting on the CH-OH group of donors, NAD or NADP as acceptor. The record is from RefSeq and is a predicted model, not a curated record.
AGUCAAUAAAAAGUUCCGAGGCUUCUUCUGAUUCUUAGGUGAGAAAGAAGGUAAACAAGUUAGUUGUGUCAACGGUCACACGUGCUUACCCUCUAAAAAGCCUUUUGAUCAACGGUUGUACCAAAUGAGCAGAGAGUCUAUAAGCUUUGCAACUUUUUCUUUUACUUCCUAUAUAAAAGGCUGAAGACGUUAACCUCUUAACAAACAAAAUAUAAAAUUUCUGUGUCUUAAGAAUUUAAUCAGAUGGCAACCGUUGAUCAGACCGCUGUAACCACCGGAACUAAGAAGGCUUGUGUCAUCGGUGGCACAGGAAACUUAGCCUCUAUUCUGAUCAAGCAUUUGCUUCAAAGCGGCUACAAAGUUAACACCACAGUUAGAGAUCCAGAGAAUGAGAAGAAAAUGGCUCACCUUAAGGUACUUCAAGAGCUCGGGGAUCUCAAGAUCUUCAAGGCGGAUUUAACGGAUGAAGGGAGUUUCACUUCACCAAUCUCGGGCUGUGAAUAUGUGUUCCAUGUCGCAACACCAAUCAGCUUUACAUCUCAAGAUCCCGAGAAAGACAUGAUCAAACCAGCGGUACGAGGAGUGAUCAACGUGUUGAAAUCUUGCUUAAAAUCGAACUCAAUCAAGCGCGUGAUCUACACUUCUUCAGCUGCUGCGGUUUCUAUCAACAACCUUUCGGAACCUGGACUUGUGAUGACCGAAGAAAACUGGUCUGACGUUGAUUUUCUCACAAAGGAGAAGCCGUUUAACUGGGGUUACCCAGUCUCAAAGACCUUAGCAGAAAAGGAAGCUUAUAAAUAUGCGGAAGAGAAUAAGAUUGAUCUCGUUACUGUGGUUCCAGCACUCAUAGCCGGAAACUCUCUCCUCUCUGAUCCUCCGAGCAGUUUAUCUCUCUCGAUGUCUUUAAUCACUGGGAAAGAAAUGCAUCUGAGCGGUCUCAAGGAAAUGCAGAAGCUAUCUGGAUCCAUCUCGUUCAUCCACGUGGACGACCUAGCUCGUGCACAUAUGUUUCUUGCGGAGAAAGAAACAGCUUCUGGUCGCUACAUUUGCUGUUAUUACAACACAAAUGUUCCAGAGAUUGCGGAUUUUCUCAGGCGAAGAUAUACUAAGUACAAUGUUUUGUCAGAAUUUGAAGAGUGCUUAUCAAGUGCGAAACUGACGCUAUCCUCGGAAAAACUCAUCAAGGAAGGCUUUCGAUUUGAAUAUGGGAUCAGUGAGAUGUAUGAUGAGAUGACGGAGUACUUCGAGUCAAAAGGAUUGAUCAAACCUAAAGUAUCUUGAUUUUCACAUAAUGUAAAAUGGAUUUUAUAAGUAUAUGAGCCUCUGAUCUCAUUAUGUUUCUUAUAAAUUGCUUCAAAUAAUAUGAUGGUUUAUUAUUUAUCAAAAAAAGGGUUGAUUUUAUGUCUUUAUACGUAAAUAUUAGCUUUCCUAGGAUCAGGUUGGGCUAGGGAUGAGUGAGGGCUGACAAAUCUAGUAUUAGAUGAGAGAAAUACUAUCAAACAUGCUUAAAUGGCCUUCUUUUUGUCCCAAAAAGGCAUGCCUAUUCACUUACAAUUUCCCCAUACAAACAAACUUCCUUAACUUGCAAUGUUUGUGGUUGGUUAAGAAAAUAUCCCUGCAUCAUCAAGAUAUCACGUCACUUGUUGAAGGUGGAUUUACAUCCCUCAAGGCCCAUUAGACAUUGAAUUAGGCUCACUUCAUUAUGAAACCUUAAACAUAUUUCUUCUAUAAAUAAGGAACUACUUCCUUAGUAGAAAAUAUCUUCUCUUCUCUAUUUUAGACUUAGAACACUUCUUACCAGAGCCGGUCCUAAGAAAGGGUGGGCUAGAAGCAAAAACAACAAAAUUUGGCCUAUUAAUUACAAAUAAAAAUG